GGACCUGUCUGUCCACACAGCCCUAACACAGAGCGCCUGGCCUCAACCCUGCUUGCACUGCUGAGCCCACCAGCUCUUGGGACAGCCCACGUUCCCGAUGGAGACUCUGAGGCCUCAGGCUCUGCUUCUUGCCAGACUUCGUUCCAGGGCUGACCCUUGGCCCUGCCUGGCCCUGCCGGCUGGCUCCCACCCACCGUGCUUCAUGGCGGCUGAAGAGAUGCACUGGCCCGUCCCGAUGAAGGCCAUUGGUGCCCAGAACUUAUUAACCAUGCCUGGGGGCGUGGCCAAGGCUGGCUACCUGCACAAGAAGGGUGGCACCCAGCUGCAGUUGCUCAGAUGGCCCCUGCGCUUUGUCAUCAUCCACAAGCGAUGCAUCUACUACUUCAAGAGCAGCACGUCUGCCUCCCCGCAGGGCGCCUUCUCCCUGAGCGGCUAUAACCGGGUGAUGCGGGCAGCUGAAGAGACAACGUCCAACAACGUCUUCCCCUUCAAGAUCGUCCACAUCAGCAAGAAGCACCGCACAUGGUUCUUCUCGGCCUCCUCUGAGGAUGAGCGCAAGAGCUGGAUGGCUUUGCUACGCAAGGAGAUUGGCCACUUCCACGAGAAGAAGGAGUUGCCCCCGGACACCAGUGACUCCAGCUCGGACACAGACAGCUUCUACGGUGCAGUCGAGCGGCCUGUGGACAUCAGCCUCUCCCCAUACCCCACAGACAAUGAAGACUACGAGCAUGAGGAUGAAGACGACUCGUACAUGGAGCCUGACUCCCCUGAGCCCAUGGAGCCCGAGGACACCCUGACCCACCCGCCGGCCUACCCCCCACCUCCCGUGCCCACACCCAGGAAGCCAGCCUUCUCCGACAUGCCCCGUGCUCACUCCUUUGCCUCCAAGGGCCCGAGCCCCCUGUUGCCACCCCCGCCCCCUAAGCGUGGCCUCCCUGACACCAGCCCAGCUCCUGAGGACUCCAAGAGGGACCCACUGGGCCUGAGGCGGCCUGAGCCUGGCCCCAGAGUGCCCAUGGCCCCCCGGAGGAUGAGUGACCCCCCGCUGGGCCACCUGCCAACCACGCCCGGCCUCCGGAAACCCCCUUGCUUACGCGAGAGCGCCAGCCCCAGCCCAGAGCCCUGGGUCCCCGGCCAUGGGCCUGGCUCUGCCUCCAGCCCUGCCAACGUGGCCGCUGCCUCCUCCAGGAACUGUGACAAGCUCAAGUCCUUCCAUCUGACCCCCCGGGGGCCACCCAUGCCCGAGCCUCCACCCGUGCCGGCCAACAAGCCCAAGUUCUUAAAGAUGGCUGAAGAGGCCCCUGCAGGGGAGGCAGCCAGGCCCAGACUCUUUGUGCCCCCGGUGGCCCCCAGGCCUCUUGUACUGAAGCUGCCCAUGCCUGAGGGCAGCAAGCCAGCGGUCCUGCCGAGGACAGAGAAGCCACCCCUCCCCCACCUCCAGAGGUCACCCCCUGACGGCCAGAGUUUCAGGAGCUUCUCCUUUGAAAAACCCCGACGGCCGUCGAGGGCGGACAGCACCGGCGGGGAGGACUCCGACGAGGAUUAUGAGAAGGUGCCGCUGCCCAGCUCUGUGUUUAUCAACACCACGGAAUCCUGCGAAGUGGAAAGGCUGUUCAAAGCCACAAGCCAGGGAGAGCCCAGGGAUGGACUCUACUGCAUCCGGAACUCCUCCACCAAGUCAGGGAAGGUUCUGGUCGUGUGGGAUACAAGCUCCAACAAAGUGAGGAACUACCGCAUCUUUGAGAAGGACUCUAAAUUCUACCUGGAGGGUGAGGUCCUGUUUGUGAGUGUGGGCAGCCUCGUGGAGCACUAUCACACGCACGUGCUGCCCGGCCACCAGAGCCUGCUGCUGCAGCGCCCCUACGGCUACACGAGGCCCAGGUGACGCCAGUGACACAUGCUGCUGGGCAGAGCUGAGCCACGGGGGCCAUGACCCCCGGCCACGCAGAUGAGACGGGCCUGCAUGGGAGGAGGAGCCAGACCGAGCACUGUGCUCCCACCCAGGGUCUCCCCGACGGAUACCUUGUAGAAUCUGCCAGGCCAGGCCCCACGCAGCAGGCUGGGUCCCUGGGGCUGGGCCAGGCUCUGCACUCCAGAGGAUUGGGGGGCUCUCCUGUGACAUGCAGCCCACCCUGUCCCACCUCCCCGGAGCCCAGGGUCCCAGGACCGAGCCCUGCCUGGGCUUUGUGGACAAGAAUUGUGGUCACCCCACCCCUCCCCAACUCCACCAGCACAUGAACCCUGCACUGUGCUGGGAGCUGGGCAGGACUGGGCAUUUGGGGUUGGGCAGAGGCUGGCCCCAGGACUGCCACCCCCAGGAACUCUAAGACGCAGGCACCAGUAUGGGCCAUUGAUGUACAAUAAAGCACAGAUGACAUUUCCCUCA
Molecule: messenger RNA, 2386 nt
Organism: Zalophus californianus (California sea lion)
Lineage: Eukaryota; Metazoa; Chordata; Mammalia; Carnivora; Otariidae
Gene: SH3BP2
Product: SH3 domain binding protein 2
Biological process (GO): signal transduction
Molecular function (GO): SH3 domain binding
Source: RefSeq, a predicted model, not a curated record